Messenger RNA from Limulus polyphemus (Atlantic horseshoe crab), 3875 nucleotides. RefSeq names its product protein THEM6-like. The transcript has 4 exons. NCBI's taxonomy places the organism in Eukaryota, Metazoa, Arthropoda, Merostomata, Xiphosura, Limulidae. The coding region runs from base 37 to 654 and encodes 205 amino acids. The record is from RefSeq and is a predicted model, not a curated record.
AUUUAUACAAGUUUUAUAUUUACCACAGAGUUAUCAAUGUUACUGGUUGCUUCCGCUUUUAUUUUUCUUGCGUAUGUAUUAUUUGAUGUUAAUUAUUACAUAAGAGGGAUAGUUACACUAUUUAUUGCGCAAAUUAUGUGCACGAGGAGGAGGCAUUCUUCAGAGGAAAUUGUAACCUAUGGUAUUUGUCUCCCAAGUGACCUGGAUAUGUUUUGUCAUAUGAAUAAUGCUCGUUACUUAAGGGAGUUUGAAUUUGCACGUUCAUUUUCUUUGAUCAUAAUGGGAAUGUUCAAAGCUUGUAGAGAAUUAAAGGGAACUGGAGUGCUGAGUGCUGUUUCAGUUCGCUACCGUCGCAGUAUAAGUCUGUUUCAAGUAUUUCGUGUCCGAAGUAAGAUAGUUUAUUGGAAAGACAAGGAUUUUUACAUGGAGCAGCACAUAGAGACAAUCCAUGACAGUUUUGUACGAGCCGUCUGCUUGUCCCGUUUAUCCAUGCUGAAUGGAUUACAUGUUCAUGAUGUGUUGAAUAAAAUGAGUGGAGGCAUGAAUUCACCUUUGCCAGAACCAUCUGAAGACUUGCUGUUGUGGAUUGAUUCAAAUCAAACAUCAAAAAAGGAACCGUACUAUCAAGAAAAAAAUGUGAGAAUGUUGACUUAAACUUUAAACCUUUCUAGUCAAACUAACAUAAGCUCAAGUAUUGGUCAAUUUUCAAAAUCACAUUCAAAAUGAGCUUCACAUUUCAUAACAUCGCAGAAAGAUUAUCCAAAAGUGUUAUUUAAAACGGAUACUUACAUGUAUUUUUUGAUCAUACAGAAACAUUAAAAAAAUACCAUCAUAUUCAUCGCAGACAUUGUAAUGUUGUAAGUUUGAAGUAACAAUGAGGAAACAUUUACUAAACAGUCCUUUGAAUAUUUUUUGAUAGUAAUAUUACCAGUUUAUUCCUCUGAACAUUAAAAAUUUUUGAUUUUCUCAUUAAAUAAAAUUCAGUCGAUACAUUUUCAGAGUAACUAAACUGGGGCAUACAAUAGAGGUGUCACCAGGUUCUUUCAAUAUGAUAUCAAUCAUGGUUUUCUAUUCUGAUUUUUCAAGACACCAACUAGAGAUUCAGGGCAUGGUGACUCAUCUGUCAUACAAUAAGUAAUGCUGAUAAAUGCUACUUUCCUCACGAAGUAAAACCUUGUAUUUUACAGAUAUAUUACAUAUUUCUUCAGAAUUGAAGAUAAGCUACUGUUUGUAAAAUAUUGAACACUUUACAUUGACAGUACCAAGCCCACUUACAAGGUGUUACAUAUUACAAGACAGUGAACAUUUCAAAAUUUUAGAUGCUCUGAAAUGCAUUCUGGUGAAUUUAUGAUAAGAAUUUAAUAAUAAAAAUUCGGUAACUUUUACAUCCACUGAUUCUUACUUUUUUCAACUUGUUAAGCAAGUGAAUUAACAAGCUCAAGAAUUUUAUACUUUCAGACCUUUAUUUAAGUUGUAUAUCAUUACAUCCAUUUGUUCUAGUUAAAAAAAAUAUAUAUAUAUAUAUCAAGUGUACCACUAAAGAGGAAAUUUUUAAUGUGGAUAUUUUCUUAGCUUAUUCUAACUAAUUAUACAGCAAAAUGUGCUGAUGACUAUCCUUAUUUAUUGAAUGUUAUUUUUAAGUUUAUCAUAUUCACACAUUGUACAUAAAUAAAUUAUUAUUUAUUGAAAACAAGCUAUAUUUUUUAGAUAUAAAUGAUCUUGAUCAAGAGUAUUUUUAGCUAACAUAUUGCUACCUGGCGAGACAAAGAUGUUAUAUUUUAUAUGGUGAGGUCCAGGGUCAUUGAUUGAUAAAGCUAUUGCCAGUUUUUGCCUUGUUCUUUACAGUUUGUAGCCAAAGUGGUAACUAUUAUAAUUGGUAAAAUGGAGUAUCAAAAGAAAUAUGUUCAUAAAUAUCAAUCUGGUUGAAACUGACUGAAUAUAUAAAAAAUGUAACUUUCUGAUCAACAAUGUCUCACAACAACGUUUUUGGAAAUUUACAACCAAAAAGUUAUAGAAACACUAAUUCAAAUUAUAUUAAUUUUUUAAUAUAUACUGUUUAGUAAGUUUGUCUGUUUCUUGCAACUUGGUUAAGUAUUCUCACUAUGAAAGAAAAAAACUGAAAUGUCACUGACAUCAUUCCAGUCCAACCAAAUUUGAAGCUUUCAUUGGAAAAUUAUCAUUCAUAGUUGUUCUAGGAACAAAGUCCAAUUUGAAAUUACUAGUUAAGUCAAUCAUUGUCAGAAUUGAUACCAUGAAUGCUGAAGCACCUGUAAUCCAAGUACUGAGUCACAUUAGUUCUUGUAAGCAAUAUAGAAGGAAUUACAUACUUUAUUAAAUGAUAAAGGACAAAGAUAUUUUUCUUUUUCUGUAUUGUAGACAAACAUAUUAUGGUAGGACUGUUUUAUCAUUCAUCUAUCCGAGUUUUUACCCAUUUUCAUAUGAACUACUCAUCCAAAAAAUGGGUGGAUGGGUCAUUGGUUAAAAGCCUAGUAUGUACUCAACUGUUGAAAAAUUUUUAUGUUAGUUUUAUAUUUAAUUAUGAAAUUACACUUUAUUUAUUAUUAUUAUUUUACCAAUUAUAGAGUUUUGAUUCAAGGGUGUGUUUCUUGUUUUUUUUCCAUAAGGUAGAUUUUUCUCAUAAAGCUUGAAUUUUAUAAUAGACUAGCAGAUGCUCAUUGAAACAAUUGAACAACAAUUUUCCUAAAAAUAGUGAUGAAUAAAUAUAAAAAUGUGUAGUCAGCCUAAUUCCUUGGGUCAGAGCACACAUGCAUUGUGAUUGUCUAGUUGACUGUUUAAAACCAUCUUUGUCAUACUUUGUGUUAUUUCAAUAAAUGAAAAUUGCAUUGUGUUUGUUUUUCAGCAAAGGAGACUGAAUAUGAUGCAUUGUUGGCAAAAAUAUUUUGUUUUCAAAGCAUGUUAGCAUGUUAGAGCGCUCAGCUUCACUGAGUAGCUGCUGUAUUCCACCAUACCUAGUGCAUGGAAAAACCAUUACAAAAAUGAGUACUUUUUUUUACAGUUGUCAUUUCUAUGAAAAGUGUCAAAGGGGAAAAUAUUCAAUUCAAAUCAAUUUAUUCAGCAUGAUACAAUAAAAUAAUGUAUGUACAUGAUACUGAUAUGGGAAAAAAUGUAAAUAUAUAAACUGAAUAACAAAUAUAUACUCAAACAUAUUCCUUUCUUUAUGUGCUCUUUUGUUUUCGUUCAUGUUGCUAUCUUCAAAAUAGUUCUUUCAAUCAGUUGAAGGAGGAAGUCCUUUUGUUGUUUUUUUCAUGAAAUUUCUUCACACUAAGAAACAUUUUUGUCCUUAAGUUUUUCCUCAGAUUUACUGUUUAGGCAUAUGAAAACUGAUGGAUUGAUGUGAAAUUUUAGGAAUUGCAAAAAAUAAAUAAUUUUUCUGUGCUCUUGAAAGCAUUUGGAUACAUAAGUUAUUUUUCUACGAUUAACCAUUCAAGAGAUAUAGAGCAUGGGAGACAAACAUUUGGUGAUUUAUAUAUAUAUAUAUAUGACUACAUCUAAUAAAUUCAACAAUACAGUUAAUUUUAAUAUGGAUUAGCCAUGAUGAGAAGUUAAAUUGAACUUUUAAAACUAUGUAUAGUAUAAAAUUAUUUUUCAUGUUAGAUACAUAUCUUUAUAUUAACAGGUAUUUUAUUGUUUGCCUUGUGGUUAAGAUAUACAAUAUAUAAUAUAUUAUUUUCUUUUUAUGUAAUAGGAACUAUUUGUGUGAAGAAAUAAUGGUAAUAGCUUAGUUGAGGAAACUUAUAAAAGUUGAUAAAGUACUGGUACUUAAUAGAUGUUUAUUUUUAUAGCUGACAAUUAAAUGUUAAACUAACAGUUUUGGUUUAUGUAACUGUAAUCAUUUUAUGCAAAUAUAAAAUAAA